This is a messenger RNA of Mixia osmundae IAM 14324, 339 nucleotides long. RefSeq lists its product as uncharacterized. Gene Ontology annotation, cellular component: large ribosomal subunit; ribosome. Gene Ontology annotation, molecular function: structural constituent of ribosome. Gene Ontology annotation, biological process: translation. Lineage: Eukaryota; Fungi; Basidiomycota; Mixiomycetes; Mixiales; Mixiaceae. The record is from RefSeq and is a predicted model, not a curated record. The coding region runs from base 1 to 339 and encodes 112 amino acids. The transcript has 2 exons.
AUGAAGUCUCCCUCUCUCUCUGCCACAGCGCAAAGCAUAAGUAGCGAGAUGUCAGCCCUCUUUGGCCAUCGAUCGGCAAUUCAGGUCAUUCUCCCCUCACGAGGCUUUGCGAGUACGUCUCUGGCGCUGGCAGGCUACAAGAUCAAGACGCAUAAAGGCACGGCGAAGAGAUGGACAGCUCUUGCGUCAGGUCUUUUCAAGCGUGGCAAGGUGGGAAAGCGACAUCUCAACGUGACACUCACACCAGAACGACGUCAGAGACUGGGCGGCAUCGCGUAUGCCAACGCUUGGGAGACGAGGCAUCUGCGCAAACUGCUGCCCUACUACAAGUCCGCCUGA